GGAGGAACAACACACAAGACUUGGAAGGAAGAGGAGGUGGCGGGGCUGUUUCAAGUGGUAGCGUAUCAAUAUUAUAUUCAGCUCACAGUUUGCCAAACAAGUGAUCAUUUUCAAACACUCAACGUCCAUCCAGGAUGGCCGAGCAAAUCAGCAACGUUAGAUAUCAGGAGCUGUUGAAUGAGGAGGAGCCAGCAGUAGCCCAGCCCCCCCAGCAGGAAGCAGCUGUCCUGGAUGCCCCUCCCCCCUACAGCAGCAUCUCAGCUGCCAACGCAGCGUUCUUUGACUCCAAGGAGGAUGCAGGCAGGUUCCCCAACCCCCCGUCCUACAACGUGGCUACCACACUGCCCUCCUAUGAUGAAGCAGAGAGGACCAAAGCUGAGACUGGCGUGCCUCUGGUCCCUGGCAGGGUCGUGGAGGAUGACUUUGACGACGCUGACCAGCUGCGGAUAGGGAAUGAUGGCAUCUUCAUGCUCACCUUCUUCAUGGCAUUCCUGUUCAACUGGAUUGGUUUCUUCCUGUCCUUCUGUCUGACCACUUCUGCAGCCGGCCGCUACGGAGCCAUCUCUGGGUUUGGCCUGUCUCUCAUCAAAUGGGUUCUCAUAGUCAGGUUUUCCACCUACUUCCCUGGCUACUUUGAUGGGCAGUACUGGCUGUGGUGGGUGUUCCUGGCUUUGGGCUUCAUGCUGUUCGUCAGAGGGUUUGUCAACUACUCCCGGGUUCGCAAAAUGGCCGACCCCACUUACGCCACACUGCCCCGAACAAGAGUCCUGUUCAUCUACUGAAGCUGGUUUUUGAAUAAACAAACCGUCCCUGGAUAAAUAAUCCUGGAUGUUUGAAAAGCAUCACACCGACAAAAAGCAACAAAACUACAAAAGUCUAAAACCAAACUACUCCGAUUACCCAUCACCACGUGGCCCAUCACCACACGGCCCAUCACCACGCGGCCCAUCACCACGCGGCCCAUCCCAACGCGGCCCAUCACCACGCGGCCCAUCACCACGCGGCCCAUCACCACGCGGCCCAUCACCACGCGGCCCAUCACCACGCGGCCGGAUGGAAAAACCACACAACAAAAUGUUGAUGAAGACAACUCUUGUAACAUUCAGGAAAUAAAUACAUAAUUUGUUUUAUUUUAUUUGAAAACUUAAUUAAUGGAUAAUGGUAGUAUGUACUUAUUAGUGGCGAAUGAAAAGUGCUAUUUUACAUUUUCAGUCUGUAAUGUAUGGGUAAUGCCUUAUAUAAUUUGAUGGCAGUGUAUUAGCAUGCAUCAAGGGAUCAGUCUUAUUUCGCUAAUAUAUUCAAAGCCCACAGGUGUAAUGCAUUAUGAUGCAGUCAUAAUGCACUAUAAGCACUUGUAACACCUUUAUGUUCAUAGUAGUCACCAGCUCAUAGUAAUCAUGAGAUCAAGCAGUUGAGGAUGGAAAAAAAAGUCACAUGUGGCAUUACAAUUUAUGGGUUCGUAAUAAAACAUUUAGACGUUUUAUUCAGUAAUAAUGCACUAUACCUGUUGGCUUCAUGUGAAGUGUUAGCCUUAUUUCUAGCCAGUAGAGGGCAGAGUUCUUAGCUAAAUUUUUAGUCAUCAUGAAUUAUUCCUAUAAGACAGAAUCCUACCUUUAUAUGCGCACAUACCUCAAACAUAAAAGUAUCGUAUGUGCAUAUCUGAAGGUAAAGAUUUUGUCCAAAGUGUUUUUUUGUUGUACAAGUCAUACAGUUUUAUUGUUUAGUGUAGAGAAAUAACACAUUAGGUAUGGAAACAAACUAUGAUGGUAUCAGAGAAUGUAAGCAGGUGCACUUUUAGAAACAUAUUAAUAAAACCCCAGGGAGUAACUCCCAAUGGAAACGGACAUAUUAUCCAAUGCAAUCAACUAUACAUGACCAAAUGGUAGUACCUGUAGUUAUUCAGUGAGUAUAGAGCUUUCAUAAGGGUGACAUGGCAAUUUAUAACUUUACAAAUUAGAUUUAGUAAGAAGACAAGAAAUUAUACUCUACUUGUCGAUUUUUCUCUUUAGGCAAUUGUUGGCAUAUUGUUAACUGUAAAUUAUCUCAAACGUGCUCUAGUGGACCACCUGUAUGCCAGCCAGUCUGUUUUAAACCAGCUGUUUAGAUUUCUUGCUUAGCCCUUUAUGUGGAAUGGUACAGCACAGCUAAGAUCCAAACCCAGUCCGAGACACACACAGCUCUGAUCUGUAGUACAGCUAAGAUCCAAACCCAGUCCGAGACACACACAGCUCUGAUCUGUAGUACAGCUGGAUCCUUGGGAUUUUAUUGUUAUGAGAUAUUAUGUUUUAAACUGUAAAAAGCUUCAUGUCCUAAUAAAUGUCACUUUUAAAAUUGA
Coregonus clupeaformis (lake whitefish) is the source of this 2335-nucleotide messenger RNA. RefSeq names its product NEDD4 family-interacting protein 1-like. Lineage: Eukaryota; Metazoa; Chordata; Actinopteri; Salmoniformes; Salmonidae. The coding region runs from base 135 to 782 and encodes 215 amino acids. Gene Ontology annotation, cellular component: endoplasmic reticulum; perinuclear region of cytoplasm; Golgi apparatus. The transcript is spliced from 8 exons. Gene Ontology annotation, molecular function: WW domain binding. Gene Ontology annotation, biological process: ubiquitin-dependent protein catabolic process; metal ion transport; vacuolar transport. The record is from RefSeq and is a predicted model, not a curated record.